UUUGAAAUAUAGAUGAAAUUUUCCUUGAAGGCCUCUAGAAAGUAUAAUUUAUCGUUGUAGGAUCUAUACUACUUUCGCUUGAUGUUGUUUUGGGAAGAUUCGAAGCCCCGCGGGUUCGAAUUUUAGAGGAAAAUGUCCGAGGUUCCACAAGAAGAAGCUGCAAGAUCAAGAGCUGCUUCACCUCCCAGUGGCGAAGUUGCCCCUCCGUUGAUCUCAAAUGCAAAAGAUGAAGAAGCAAAGAAAGGCCCGAAACGCCGAGGUGCUCCCAGAUCGGCGGGAAGAACGGCGGCAAAUGCUGGCCCGCAGAAGAAAACAGUCACACUGGUUACAGGGUCCGAAGCUAUGAAGGAAAGACAAAAGCAGGCCAAAGCCCUCAAGGAGCAUCGAAAAAUGACGAUGGAUUCUAGGCACAACUUUAUACUAUCCAAGAUCAGUGACUACAUUGGGGUAGAUGGUGCUGUUGUUGAGGAUUUCAUCUUGGGAGAUGAUAAGUUUGACCAAAUUGAAGACUUCUUUGCUGCAGAUGGAUCAAGAAAACUUAUGUUUUUCUAUCAGGAAUGCACUAUAAACAGAGUUGAUCUUAGUUCACAAGCAGCAAAUUCUCCCAGGAAACUCUUCAUUACAGGAGGGAAUACAGAGGAACUCUGUGGCACCUGCCUUAUGUUUAUCCGUGCAACAAACAAGGCAAUUACUAUACAGAACAUUGCUCAGGAGGUGAACUUCAUGCCCAUGGAGACUUCCAAAGGUGAUGUUUUAGAGGGAUUUCAGAAACUUCUUGGAAGUAUCCUGGUUCCUGUACUCCAGAAACAAGAGAAUUGGGGUGAGCUUCCAAAUAGCUGUGGGCAAGUGCAAGAAUUUCUUGAGUCCCUCGAAAAGUUUGUUGGAAUUUUGGGUGGAGCAAGAAGCAGUAUGAAAGGAAGGGUUCAUCUUGGGGACCAUGAUUUAGGACCACUUCUUGAUGGACUAAGGACUCCUACAGAUUAUGUGCUUGCAGCCAACAAUCCAGAUGUUUUGGACAAACUUGAAGGUCUUGUUGCCUUGUGGUCCAAAGUUAUUGAACAAGUUCUAGCUGAGAGUGAACAAAUGAGGAAAGAAGCUGAUGAUAUUGGCCCCACAGCUGAACUUGAACACUGGAAAGAGAGAAUGGCCAAGUUUAAUGUCCUUCUUGAUCAGGUGAAAAGUCAUCACUGUAAGGCCACUGUAGGAGUUCUGCAUGCAGCAAAGUCAAGAAGUUUGAAACACUGGAAAGAACUGGAUAGCAAAAUCACAGAUGCUGCUAAUGAGGCCAAAGACAAUGUGAAAUACUUGUACACUCUGGAUAAAUUUUUUGGACCUUUAAUCAAGUGCUCUCCGACAGAGAUGGUAGAACACAUUCCCAGCUUAAUGAAUGCCAUCCGAAUGAUUCACAGUAUCUCUCAGUGCUACAACACAUCAGAAAGAAUGACAUCUCUCUUUGUCAAAGUCACAAACCAAAUGAUAACAACUUGCAAGGCUUAUAUCAACCGAGAUGUCAUGAAGAUAUGGGAACAUCCAAGGGAGGUUUUAUCAGGAAGAUUGAAUGAGUGUAUCAGACUCAAUGAGGAGUAUCAGAGGUGCUUUCACCGAACCAAACAAAAGCUUAGAGAAAAUCCCAGUGAAAGACAGUUUGAAUUCAGUGAGAAUUAUAUUUUUGGAAAAUUUGAUGCAUUUUGCAAGAGGCUGGAAAAGAUCAAUGACAUGUUAAACACAAUGGAGACUUUUGCAGGGGUCAAUAACAUCAAAAUUGAGGGCAUGGAGACAAUGAUAGUUCGUUACAACUCUAUUGUGACAAGUGUAAAGAAGAAAGGUUAUGACUUGCUGGAUCACAGAAAAGGAGAGUUUGACAUUGAUUAUGAAGAAUUCAAACAAAGCAUUGAAGGACUAAAACUGCAGUUGCAGAUGUUUGUAGACUCCUGGUUUGAGAAACCUCUAUCUACCCUUAGGGCUCUUGAACUUCUGCAAAAAUUCCAGAAUAUUGGAGGAGUUCAGUUGGAUCUUCAUGACAAGUAUCAGAGGAUUUUGAUGCAAUAUGGGAGGGACCUUGAGACAUGCAAAAAGCUUUAUCAAAAGCAGAAAAAUGACCCACCUAUUCUUCGUAAUCUUCCACCAGUUGCAGGAAAAAUAACCUGGGCCCGACAGCUUUUUAGGAGAAUUCAUGAACCAAUGAAGGUGUUCAAGACAUACCCAGAAAUCUUAAAGGGAGAAGAUGCAAAAAGAAUCAUUCGCAAUUACAACAAGAAUGCGGCUGUGCUGGUAGAAUUUGAGUUGCUGUAUCAUCGUGGAUGGUUCAAAGCAGUUGAAGCUGCUAAGAGUGGUUUAAAUGCAUCACUGCUUGUGCGACACCCAGAGACCAAGAAACUCUUCGUGAACUUUGAUCCACAAAUCCUUGAGUUGAUUCAGGAGGCCAAAUGUAUGCGAAGGCUAAACCUCGAGAUACCCGAGGCUGCGCAAGUUAUGUGCAUGAAAGAGGAACAAUUCAAAACUUGCAACAACAGGCUCCAAGAGGUUUUAAAGGAGUACGACUCAGUCGUCUCAGGGAUCCCAGAAAAUGUGUUGCCUCUGAUGAAGCCAUUCACCGACCGUGUUGACGAAACGAUCAAACCUGGACUGACUAUGUUGAACUGGACUUCCCUAAAUGUUCAUUCUUAUAUCAACAGCAUUCAAAAGUCCGUGAAGGGACUUGAAAUUCUUACGAAAGGGGUGAAAGACAUGCUUGACUGUCGAAUAGAAGCAGUUUUGCAAGAUAUUGAGUUAACACGGCUGUGUGAUCUGCCAGAAGAUGAGGCUGUUACUGUGGAGGAUUUUGUUGCUGUUACUGAGAAAACAUGUCAAGAGUCUGCCGAAUCUUUGUCCAAGUACAACCAUCUUGUAGAAUCAUCAGUAAACAUCCUUCUUCAAACUCUUAAAGACAACUUGAGGCCAAACGAAUUAACAGGCCUUGAUAAAGAAAACUACCCCUGUCUGUACCCGGAGUCAAAACAGGCCAAGAACAACAAAGGAAACAGGUGCUGGGAAUGUAUGCCUUGCUGCUAUUGGAGCUUGUUCAUCUUUUUCAAUCAAAGAUGCAUUGAAGCUUUGGUUAAAUCGAAAAGACAAUCAUUGGAUGCCAUCAAGAGGCGAAUGCAAGCAGCCAGUAAACACAGCAAGGAUUUGUCUGACUCAGAUGCCAAGUCCCCGGCACUGUUUAAGGCUGACAUCGUGUUGGAGAUCCCUUCAAUUGUAAUGAAACCCAGCUUAGAUGACAUUCAGCAGGCUUUAAACAAAACUGUACAGAUUAUGCUGAAAACAACUCAGAACGUCUAUGAAUGGGAACAACACGGAGUCAUCCAUCAGCCUCCCAUCAUUGUUGCUGAAGAAGGAAAAGUUCUUCCUCCUCUGGCACCCAAGUCUCUUUACAAGCUGGUGUCUGAACACAAAGACGUAACAAAGGUGAUCAUUACUUUGAGUUCAGUUGUAAGCUCAUUAAAAAUGGAUGCCACGAAGAUUUUGGACGAGAUGGACCAAUUUAAAGAGCUGUGGAACCAGGAUCCCAACACCAAAGUGAAAGAGUUCAUGGAGUCCAAACCUUUGUUAUCAGACUUUGAUGCCCAGAUCAAAUAUUACCAGCGUCUGGAGACUCAGAUUGAAGAGCUACCCGGAAGUUAUCACAUUGGUCCUGUUGAGUAUCUUACAGACAGGAUCAAAGAAGCUUUGGUCACAGAAACUAAAGCCUGGAAGCAAGCAUUUGGAAAAGCACUGGCGGAGAAGGCAAGUGCAGAUAUGGAAGAAAUUUUCCUGUUCAUUGACAACCUGAACAAGAGACUCGCUCGUGGUAUUAAGGAUCUUGAUGACGUGAGAAGCAGCAUGGCCGCUCUCAGUGAGAUCAGAGAAUCGGAGAUAAGGAUCGACAUGACAAUCGGUCCAAUCGAGGAAUCAUUUGCCAUGAUGAAUCGAUAUGGGUUGGUAUAUUCUAGCAGUGAUGCUGAAAGAGUUGACGGUCUUACUUACGCGUGGCGUAAAUUACAUGCACAGGCUGGUACUGUGGCCAGUCACCUGCUGCAGAUCCAACCCACAUUUAAGUCGGAUCUCUUGGAUGGUGUGGAAAAGUUUAAAGCGAUGGUUACUACAUUUGUUCUGGAAUACAACGAAAAAGGCCCCAUGGUUUCUGGGAUUCCACCAAGGGAAGCCAGCGAUCGCCUGGGAAUUUUCCAGGCUCGGUUUGAUGAGCUUUGGAGAAAGUAUGAAACAUACUCGGGUGGCGAGGAGCUGUUUGGUCUGACUGUCACCGAGUAUCCGAACUUGCAGAGAAUCCGAAAGGAACUGGGACUACUUCAGAAGCUUUACAGCUUGUACAACGCUGUCAUCGAGAACGUGAACGGCUAUUAUGAUAUCCUGUGGCAAGAAAUUGACAUUGAAAAGAUAAACAACGAACUGCUGGAAUAUCAGAACAGGAUUCGUAAACUACCUAAAGCUCUCAAGGAGUGGCAAGCCUUCCUGGAUCUGAAGAAGACCAUUGACGAUUUCAGCGAGUGUUGUCCCCUUCUCGAGAUGAUGGCGCACAAGGCUAUGAAACAAAGACAUUGGGAAAGAAUUUCAACCAUUACUGGUGUCACGCUUGACGUAGAAUCGGAAACGUUCCAGUUGAGACAACUGAUGAGCGCACCUCUGUUACCGAACAAAGAAGACAUUGAGGAUGUUUGCAUUGCAGCCGUUAAAGAGCGUGACAUUGACUUUAAGUUGAAGGGUGUGGUGUCUGAAUGGAGCACACAGGUGUUUUCUUUCUCAAACUUCAAAAAUCGUGGCGAGUUGCUCCUCAAAGGAGCCGAGACGUCUGACAUUGUAUCUUUAAUGGAAGACAGUUUGAUGAUCCUUGGCUCUCUUCUAAGCAACAGGUAUAAUGCUCCGUUCAAAGCUGAAAUCCAAAAGUGGGUGGCAAAACUAACGGGAUCCACGGAGAUUAUCGAGAAUUGGCUUGUGGUGCAAAACUUGUGGGUAUACUUGGAGGCAGUGUUUGUUGGUGGGGACAUCGCUAAACAGUUACCUCAGGAAGCGAAACGUUUCAGUCAGAUUGAUAAAUCAUGGGUGAAGAUCAUGAGCCGGGCACACGAGAACUCCAACGUAGUGCAAUGCUGCAUGGGCGAUGACACUCUUGGACAACUGCUUCCUCACAUUCUGGAACAGCUUGAGAUUUGUCAGAAAUCUCUGAGCGGCUACCUUGAAAAGAAACGACUUGUGUUCCCACGUUUCUUCUUCGUGUCCGACCCCGCCCUACUGGAAAUCUUGGGACAGGCCAGCGACUCUCAUACCAUCCAGGCUCAUCUGCUGGGAGUGUUCGACAACGUGAAAACUGUCACGUUCCACGAAAAGGAAUAUGACAAAAUUCUGGCCAUCAACUCGCGCGAAGGGGAGUCUGUUACUUUGGAGAACCCAGUCAUGGCUCAGGGUAACGUGGAAGUGUGGCUAAACACACUGUUGAAAGAAUCAGGGACUUCAUUGCAUUCAGUUAUUCGAACUGCUUCAAUCGCUAUCAAGGAUACUAGUUUUAAGCUCAAAGAUUUCUUGGAUACUUACCCGGCACAGGUCGGUUUGCUUGGAAUCCAGAUGAUUUGGACUAGAGAUGCUGAAGACUCGUUGACUUACGCUAAAUCCAACAAAAAGAUCAUGGAUGAAAGAAACCAGUUUUUCCUGAACAUGUUAAACGAGUUGAUCGAGGUAACCACGCAGGAACUGACCAAAGUGGAACGUGUCAAGUUUGAAACUCUCGUCACCAUUCAUGUUCAUCAAAGGGACAUUUUUGAUGAAUUGUGCCGCAAGAAUAUCAAGGUACCGACAGAUUUUGAAUGGCUGAAACAGUCACGCUUCUACUUCCGUGAGGAGACUGAUGAGUGUGUGGUGUCCAUUACUGAUGUGGAUUUUGUUUAUCAAAAUGAAUUCUUGGGAUGUACCGACAGGCUUGUCAUUACGCCUUUGACUGACAGGUGUUACAUCACUCUGGCCCAGGCCCUCGGAAUGUCAAUGGGUGGUGCCCCUGCAGGGCCGGCGGGUACUGGAAAGACAGAGACAACUAAGGACAUGGGCAAAGCUUUGGGUAAAUUUGUAGUCGUUUUCAACUGCUCGGAUCAGAUGGACUACCGUGGUCUGGGUCGAAUCUACAAAGGUUUGGCGCAGUCUGGAAGCUGGGGCUGUUUCGACGAGUUCAAUCGCAUCGAGCUACCUGUACUGUCCGUGGCCGCUCAACAAAUUCACGUUGUGCUCACGUGCAAGAAAGAGAGGAAGAAGAUGUUUAUUUUCACGGAUGGCGAUGAAGUUGAUAUGGAUCCAGAGUUCGGUAUCUUUUUGACCAUGAACCCAGGCUAUGCCGGGCGCCAAGAGCUGCCAGAAAAUUUGAAGAUCAUGUUCCGCACAGUAGCGAUGAUGGUACCUGACAGACAGAUCAUUAUCCGUGUCAAGCUUGCUGCCAGUGGUUUUAUCAGAAAUAUCAACUUAUCCCAGAAAUUCUUCACUUUGUAUAAACUGUGCGAGGAACAGCUCACCAAACAGGUGCAUUACGAUUUCGGUCUUCGGAACAUUUUGUCUGUGCUCAGGACUCUUGGAGCAGUGAAAAGAGCCAAUCCAGAGGAUAGUGAAGAUCGUAUUGUGAUGCGAGUGUUGCGUGACAUGAACUUGAGCAAGCUGGUCGACGAAGAUGAACCACUGUUCAUGAGUUUGAUUGACGACUUGUUCCCAGGCCUUACUCUAGACAAAGCGGGAUACCCGGAUAUUGAACAAGCCAUUGCUGACGCUGUCGAGGAAGUUAAACUUGUUAAUCACGCACCAUGGACACUCAAACUGAUUCAGCUCUAUGAAACUCAGCGCGUCCGUCAUGGUAUGAUGGCCCUGGGUCCCAGUGGUGCUGGAAAGACCAAAUGUAUAAACAUUCUGAUGAAAGCCAUGACACAGUGUGGUGCACCGCACAAAGAGUACCGCAUGAAUCCUAAGGCAAUCACUGCUCCUCAAAUGUUUGGUCGACUGGAUGUCUCCACCAAUGAUUGGACCGACGGAAUCUUUUCCACGCUUUGGAGACGAACCCUAAGGGCAAAGAAAGGAGAGCAUAUAUGGAUUGUUUUAGACGGUCCUGUGGACGCUAUCUGGAUUGAAAAUCUGAACAGUGUGUUGGAUGACAACAAAACACUAACCCUGGCUAAUGGUGAUCGAAUUCCAAUGGCGCCAAACUGCAAGGUUGUGUUUGAACCCCAUAACAUUGACAACGCUUCACCUGCCACGGUUUCAAGAAAUGGUAUGGUUUAUAUGAGUUCAUCUGCGCUGGAUUGGAGACCUAUUUUACAGGGAUGGUUAAACACACGUCCUCAACUCGAGGCUGAUGUGCUCUUCUCUCUGUUUGAGAGUGUGUUCGAUGAACUGAGGACAUUUGUUAUUCAGAAUUGUGUGCCAAAGAUGGAGGUACUUGAGUGUAACAACAUCGUUCAAGCCAUGAACAUUCUUGAAGGUUUGAUUCCGGGCGAGGAUGCCCCAAAACAAGUCGAUGCGAGCCAUUUGGAAAAAUUGUUUGUGUUUUCUCUCAUGUGGAGUGUCGGAGCUCUGCUUGAGCUUGAAGAUCGUAAGAAGAUGGAAGGAUUUUUGAGUGGAAAAGGUAGCCUCAAUUUACCUCCAGUUGAAGGACAAGACACAAUUUUUGAAUAUCUGGUGAACGAGCAAGGAGAAUGGGAACAUUGGUCACAAAGGGUUCCUGUCUAUGAAUAUCCGAAGACUACCAUACCAGAGUACGCUUCUAUUUUGGUUCCUAAUGUGGAUAACACUCGAACUGACUACCUUAUCCACGCUUUGGCCAAACAGGGCAAGGCUGUGCUAUUGAUUGGUGAACAGGGCUCAGCUAAGACAGUUAUGAUGAAGGGUUACUGUAACAAAUAUGACCCAGAACAACAGCUCUUCAAAUCACUCAAUUUCUCCUCUGCAACGACACCCAAUAUGUUCCAGCGAACUAUCGAGAGCUACGUGGACAAACGAAUGGGAACAACUUACGGCCCUCCAGCAGGAAAGAAAAUGACAGUGUUUGUUGAUGACAUCAACAUGCCAAUCAUUAACGAGUGGGGAGACCAGAUUACCAAUGAAAUCGUUCGACAAGUAAUGGAGAUGAAAGGUUUUUACAGUCUUGACAAACCCGGUGAUUUCACCAGCAUAGUUGACAUUCAGUUCGUGGCAGCUAUGAUUCAACCAGGAGGAGGCCGCAAUGACAUUCCAAGCCGCCUUAAACGUCAGUUCACCAUCUUGAACUGUACUCUGCCCGCAAAUGCUUCGAUCGACAAGAUCUUCAGUUCCAUUGGUAGUGGCUACUUUAACACCGAGCGGGGAUUCCCUGCAGAGCUGCAGAAGAUGGUUAAUCCUUUGGUGUCAAGCACGAGGAAGCUUUGGCAGAAAACGAAGAUCAAAAUGCUUCCCACGCCAGCCAAGUUUCACUACAUCUUCAAUCUGCGAGAUCUCAGUAGAAUUUGGCAGGGCAUGCUUACUGUGACAUCUGAGGUAGCGACCACUCCCACAAUUUUUCUUAACCUUUGGAAGCACGAGUGUAACAGAGUCAUUGCCGACCGCUUCACGAAUCAGCAGGAUAAAGAUUGGUUCGAAAAGGCCAUCAAACAGGUUGUGGAAGAAGACUUUGACGCUGAGACUAGCGGCCUGUUGGAGGCAGAACCUUAUUUUGUGGAUUUCAUGCGAGAUGCCCCAGAACCAACAGGUGACGAGCCAGAAGAUGCAGACCUUGAAGCACCAAAAGUGUAUGAACACAUCGGGACAUUGGAAACUCUCAAGGAGCGACUGGGAACAUUCAUGAUCGGCUAUAAUGAAGUGGUUCGUGGAGGCAAUAUGGAUCUUGUCUUCUUCAAGGAUGCUAUGGUACACCUUAUUAAGAUUUCACGUAUCAUUCGCACCCCUCGUGGUAACGCCUUGUUGGUGGGUGUCGGAGGUUCAGGAAAACAAAGCUUGACGCGACUCGCUUCAUUCAUCGCUGGAUACCAAAUCUUUCAGAUCACCUUGACAAGGUCCUACAAUGUCUCAAACUUGAUGGAUGAUCUCAAAGUACUGUACAGGACUGCUGGACAUCAGGGAAAAGGAAUUACUUUUAUAUUCACAGACAACGAAAUAAAAGACGAAGGAUUUUUGGAGUACAUGAAUAACGUGAUAGCGUCAGGAGAGGUAUCUAACCUGUUUGCUCGAGACGAGAUCGAUGAGAUCACUCAGGAUCUUAUCAGCGUAAUGAAAGCUGAGUACCCGAGAAGACCGCCAACCAAUGAAAAUCUUUAUGAUUACUUCAUCACUCGCGUCAAGAACAACCUACAUGUUGUACUUUGCUUUUCACCGGUUGGAGAGAAGUUCCGUAAUCGUUCACUGAAAUUUCCUGGACUGUUUAGCGGUUGCACAAUGGACUGGUUUAGCCGCUGGCCAAAAGACGCGUUGAUCGCAGUGGCCUCGCACUUUCUGUCCUCGUUUGAAAUUGUGUGCACUGCGGAAACAAAAUUGGCUGUCGUCAACACAAUGGGGGUUAUACAGGACAACGUAGCCGAGAUGUGCGUUCAGUACUUUGAGCGAUUCCGUCGGCAGACUCAUGUGACUCCCAAGUCAUAUUUGUCUUUCUUGGGCGGCUACAAAGACAUUUAUAGCUCACAAUACGAGGCGAUUGGUCUUCUUGCGCAACGCAUGAACACGGGAUUGGCAAAACUUGUUGAAGCUAGCGAAUCAGUGGCGAAGCUUUCGGAGGAGCUGGUUGUAAAGGAGAAGGAGCUGGCUGUAGCUUCAAAAAAAGCGGACGUUGUUCUUCAAGAGGUGACAGUCAGCGCCACAGCUGCAGAAAAAGUGAAGUCACAGGUGCAGAAGGUGAAAGACAAGGCUCAGGCUAUCGUAGAUGAAAUCGCGGGAGAUAAAGCGGUUGCAGAGGGGAAGCUCGAGGCUGCUAAACCAGCCUUGGAGGAAGCUGAAGCUGCCUUGCAGACCAUUAAGCCCGCUCACAUCUCCACCGUCAGAAAACUGGCCAAGCCACCUCAUCUGAUUAUGCGCAUUAUGGACUGUGUGCUACUGUUGUUUAACAGAAAAAUUGACCCAGUGACGGCAGAUCCAGAGAAGGCUUGCCUUAAGCCGUCUUGGGGAGAAUCAUUGAAGUUGAUGAGUGGUGGAGGUUUCCUGAACACUUUGCUAACUUUCCCUAAGGAUUCCAUCAAUGAAGAAACAGUUGAGCUGUUGAUGCCUUAUCUUGAAAUGGAGGAUUACACCAUUGAAGUGGCCAAGAAAGUUUGCGGUGAUGUUGCAGGGCUUGCCUCUUGGACUAAAGCAAUGGCUUUCUUCUAUACCAUUAACAAAGAAGUCCUUCCUCUAAAGGCGAAUCUAAUCAUCCAAGAAGCGCGCUUGCAGAAAGCGACAGCGGAGUUGAAUGAAGCGCAGGCGCAGCUGGAUGAGAAACAGCGCGAACUGGAUCUGGUGCAGGCCAAGUACGAUCAGGCUAUGCGUGAUAAACAGACUCUGGUAGAAGAUGCAGAGGCUUGCAGGAGGAAGAUGGCCAAUGCAACGGCACUGAUCGAUGGUUUGGGAGGCGAAAAAGUAAGAUGGACUGAACAGAGCAAGAAAUUCGACCAGCAGAUUCAAAGGUUGGUAGGAGAUGUGCUGCUGGCCACCGGAUUUUUGUCAUAUUCUGGUCCGUUUAACCAGGCUUUCAGAACUCUGUUGUUAGACAACUGGAAGAAAGAAAUGAGAAAAAAGAAGAUUCCUUUCUCAGAGGAUUUGAAUCUUGUGAACAUGCUCACGGAUGCUGCUACCAUUGGCGAAUGGGCCCUCCAAGGAUUACCCAGUGAUGAGUUGUCAGUCCAGAAUGGUAUAAUAGUCACCAAGGCAGCUCGCUAUCCACUUCUUAUUGACCCCCAGGGGCAAGGAAAGGCGUGGAUUAGGAAGAAAGAAGGACCGAAUGAACUACAGGCCACUGCCCUUAACCACAAAUACUUCCGUACCCAUUUGGAAGAUUCGCUGUCCUUGGGAAGACCACUGAUCAUAGAGGAUGUUGGCGAGGAACUUGAUCCGGCACUCGAUAACGUACUGGAGAAAAACUUUAUCAAGUCUGGCAAAACGUUUAAGGUCAAAGUGGGAGACAAAGAAGUGGAUGUAAUGGAUGGUUUCCGUUUGUACGUCACUACCAAGCUUGGUAACCCCUCCUACACUCCUGAAGUUAGUGCCAAGACCUCCAUCAUCGACUUCACGGUUACCAUGAGUGGCCUGGAAGAUCAGCUGCUCGGUAGAGUGAUAUUAACAGAAAAGCAGGAACUGGAAGCUGAACGUACCAAGCUGAUGGAAGAAGUGACCGCUAACAAACGAAAAAUGAAGGAUCUGGAAGACAAUCUACUUUACCGACUCACUAGUACUCAGGGCUCUCUUGUGGAAGACGAGUCUCUGAUCCAGGUUCUAAGUGUGACAAAAACUACUUCAGAGGAAGUCAGUGAAAAGUUGCUGGUUGCAGCGGAAACAGAGGUGAAGAUCAACACUGCUCGUGAAGAGUACAGGCCAGUGGCCACACGAGGUAGCAUCCUUUACUUCCUGAUAGUCGAGAUGUCCUACGUGAACGUUAUGUACCAGACUUCUCUCAGACAGUUCCUGGGCUUGUUUGACAUUUCCAUGGCACGCUCUCAGAAGUCUCCGAUUCCCGCCAAGCGGAUCCAGAACAUCAUUGAGUACUUGACAUUUGAAGUGUUCCGUUACACGACGCGUGGUUUGUACGAAGAGCAUAAGUUCCUCUUCACUUUGCUGCUCACGCUGAAAAUUGAUUUGCAAGAGAGAAAGAUUCGCCACGACGAGUUUCAGGUUCUUAUCAAAGGUGGUGCUGCAUUGGAUCUGAACGCUGUGGAACCCAAACCAAAGAAGUGGAUCUUGGACAUGACUUGGCUGAAUCUUGUGGCCCUCAGUAAACUUCCUCAGUUUACUCAGCUCCUGGGACAGGUUGCGAAUAACGAGUCUGGUAAAGCCUGGAAGACCUGGUUUGACUCUGAAGCACCAGAAGAUGCACCAAUACCAGAUGGCUACCAGGGCUCUCUCGACACAUUUAGGAAACUUCUUCUUAUAAGGGCCUGGUGCCCAGAUCGUACCAUAAACCAGGCUCGGCGUUAUAUCACUGAUGCUAUCGGGAAAGAGUACGCUGAAGGAGUUAUUCUGAACCUGGAAGUCAUGUGGGAAGAGAGUGACAUUAGGACACCAAUGAUUUGCUUCCUGUCAAUGGGUUCUGAUCCUACAGCAUCCAUCGAGGCUUUGGCUAAGAAACAGAGAUUAGACUGCCGGGCCAUCUCCAUGGGACAGGGACAAGAGGUACAUGCACGGCGUCUAUUGGCACAGUUUAUGAACGAGGGAGGCUGGGUGCUAUUGCAGAAUUGUCAUUUGGGACUCAACUUCAUGGAUGAGUUGUUGGAGACGAUCACCACAACAGAGAAUGUCAACGAAAAGUUCCGUCUGUGGAUCACGACAGAAGUUCAUCCGAAAUUCCCGAUCACUCUUCUCCAGUCCUCUAUCAAGUUUACUAAUGAACCACCGCAAGGCAUCAAGGCUGGUCUGAAGAGAACAUACGCUGGAAUCUCACAGGAUCAACUUGAUGUAACUAACAUGCCACAAUGGAAACCAAUGCUGUAUGCAACAGCCUUCCUGCACACCAUUGUUCAAGAGCGACGCAAAUUUGGUCCAUUAGGAUGGAAUAUCCCUUAUGAGUUCAACUCUGCUGAUUUGACGGCCUCUGUGCAGUUCAUUCAAAAUCAUCUUGAUGAUAUUGAUCCAAAGGCGGGUGUUUCGUGGGUGACUGUUCAUUAUAUGCUGGGUGAAGUUCAGUAUGGCGGUCGUGUCACAGACGAUUUUGACAAACGUCUGCUGAACACCUACGCUCGUGUUUGGUUCAGUCAGGAGAUGUUUAAAGAAACCUUCAAGUUCUACCAAGGCUACAACAUUCCUCGCUGCGCACAGAUUGCAGAUUUUAAGGCUCACAUUGAUGAGAUGCCGUUGUCGGACACUCCAGAGGUGUUCGGUCUUCACACAAAUGCUGACAUCACAUAUCAAACCAAGACCACCUCGGAUGUUUUGGAGACCAUUGUGAACAUUCAGCCCAAGGACAGUUCUGGGGGGUCUGGGGAGACACGUGAAUCACUUGUGGCGCGUCAAGCUACAGAAAUGUUGGACAAGUUGCCUUCGGAUUAUGUUCCUUUUGAGGUUAAAGCACGCCUGCAGAAAAUGGGUGCUUUGACGUCCAUGAACAUAUUCCUCCGUCAAGAGAUUGACAGAAUGCAGAGGGUCAUAACAGCUGUGAGGAACACACUUGUUGACCUUAAGCUGGCCAUAGAUGGUACGAUCAUUAUGAGUGAAAACUUGAAGGAUGCUUUGGACAACAUCUAUGAUGCCCGUGUCCCUGCUCUUUGGAAAAAGAUCUCGUGGGACUCGACGACUCUUGGAUUUUGGUUUACUGAGCUGAUCGAGCGCAACAAUCAGUUCCAUUCCUGGUUAUUUGAAGGCAGACCUAGUGCGUUUUGGAUGACGGGAUUUUUCAACCCUCAGGGUUUCCUGACCGCAAUGAGACAAGAGAUCACGCGUGCGCAUAAAGGCUGGGCCCUCGAUAACGUUGCACUUGCCAAUGACGUCACUAAGAUGAUGAAAGAAGAUGUGUCGUCAUCGCCAGCGGAAGGAGUCUAUGUGCAUGGCCUGUUCCUGGAUGGCGCUGGGUGGGAUCGACGAAACUGCAGGCUCACGGAGCCUUACCCUAAAGUUUUGUUUACUGCCCUCCCUGUGGUGCACAUUUAUGCGGUUAAUACUGCCGCCUUGAUUAAGGACCUCAAAAAUAACCCAGACGCACUGAAAUUUUAUGAGUGUCCUGUGUACAAGAAGCCCAGACGUACUGACUUGACUUACAUUUUCUGCUUGAACCUGAAGACUUCACAGCAUCCUGAUCACUGGAUUCUUCGAGGUGUUGCUUUGCUGUGUGACACCAAGUAAUGUUGCGUGACAUUUAUCUGCGCUCUAAACGUAACCUGGACGUUGCGUUACACACCGUUCGUGCUUUUUUUCUUUUGGGGGGGGGGGGGGUAAAACUUUGUAAAACUCAACCAGAGGGAAUGGCACAUGUUUUAAGUGUUGUUUCUGCCUUUUUAAGUUCGGAUUGUUUUUUUAAAGUUAAGUUUGGAUUGCCUUUAAAGUUUUGGCAUGAUCAGUGAGAAAAAGUUUGUUUAAGUCUAUUUUUGGUGUUACAAUGUAGAGAUCGGUUCUAUUUUUUGAUACAUACUCAAAGUGUGAUAAAGUAAUGAAUUAGUCGUGUGCGUUCUACGACAGUUGUACGCAUUAGAUGCUUUUAUUGUUCUAUGUAAGGAAGAGUGGAUUUAUUUAUAUUUAUUCAAAAGAAGUGUGAAUGGCAAUAAAGUUAAGUGAGUAAUCUUA
Messenger RNA from Pocillopora damicornis (cauliflower coral), 14424 nucleotides. Its product is annotated as dynein axonemal heavy chain 5. Gene Ontology annotation, biological process: microtubule-based movement. NCBI's taxonomy places the organism in Eukaryota, Metazoa, Cnidaria, Anthozoa, Scleractinia, Pocilloporidae. Gene Ontology annotation, molecular function: ATP hydrolysis activity; dynein intermediate chain binding; dynein light intermediate chain binding. Gene Ontology annotation, cellular component: axonemal dynein complex. The record is from RefSeq and is a predicted model, not a curated record.